CGACUGUUUUUGAAUAGUGGGCGACAAAGACAUCGAGUACAAUGUCUAUGGUAUAAUAUAAGUACCAAAAUAAGUCAGCCGUGAAAUGAACCCACAUAUGUAGGUACUUAUGAUUCGUUAGGACAUCGCAGUUUGGCCACGUAUUAUGCUCAAUGUUAGUUUUCAAAAAAUACUCGUACAUUUCGAAUUUAUCUUUGAUAUUCGUACGAAUUUUCUCACUAAAAAGAGAGUCUUAUCAUGGAAAAGUUAUCUGAAUUGCAGUCGUGGUAUAAGUGGAAGAGACCAACAUCCAUUCCUUAUCCAAACAUUUGGCAUAGAUUUACUUCCAAAACAAAAGAUGGCAAAGUGUACAAUAUAAAGAUUGUGGAUCUCAGUGCAGAUAGAUUUGAAGAAAUAAUGGAAUUCUCAAAAGAGUACUUCUUCUCCCGAGAGCCCAUAUGCGUCUCAUCAAAAGUUGUAGAGGACGAGAGAACCAUGCACAACCUCCAAAGUAAACACAGAGCAAUCUUACAACAGCAUACUAGUAUUGUUGCGGUUUUAGAUGAAGACGUUCCUAAACCCGAAAUAGUUGGCAUGCUAAAACUUCUGGUAGCAUCCAAAGAAGAUGAUCCUAUACCAAAACCACAAAUACCCGGAAAUUUUAUGCCUAUAAAAGACAAGCUAUUUGAAAAAUUAGAAAAAAACCACGAUCCUUUUGACAUUUUCAACACAGAUAAAGUAUUUCGCGAGUAUGGAUUGUGUGUAAAACCAGGAUAUGAAGGAUUGAAUAUAGGCUAUAAUAUUUUAUUUGCAGUUGAAAAGCUCGCUAAAGCUUUUCAUAUUAAAGCAUCCGUGAUUACAGCUAAUUCUAUUCAGUCUCAAAUCAUUGCUGAUAAAAUAGGUUACAAGACAUGGAAUGAGAUUGUUUAUAACGAAUUCAAAGAUAAUCAAGGACGAGUGGUAUUUCCUGUUGAAGGAACCAAGUCGAUAAAACUUAUGGCGAUUGAAUUUAUAUAGAUAAUGUUCAAAAUCAGCCAAAAUGAAAAGUUUUGACUUUCAUACUUAUCGCUUUUAUUUUUGAAUUUGAAGCAAGAUGUAAAACUGAAAAAAAAAAAUUAUUUGGGUGAAUCAAAAUAAUCCUCAUCCCAGAAAUUUUUAUACCCCAUCAGGCAAAUUGUAUGAAAGUCAUUUUUCAAAAGUUAUACUUACCUAGGUGACGAUGUACGAUGAACAUUUUUUUGGGGCUAUUGGUGUUUUUAUAUUCUAAUGUUACAAUUUUCUAUUGAUGAUUUUGUUACCUGAAAAUAAAACAAUCGUUUGAUAUUGAUA
Messenger RNA from Planococcus citri (citrus mealybug), 1308 nucleotides. RefSeq lists its product as uncharacterized. Gene Ontology annotation, molecular function: N-acetyltransferase activity. The record is from RefSeq and is a predicted model, not a curated record. NCBI's taxonomy places the organism in Eukaryota, Metazoa, Arthropoda, Insecta, Hemiptera, Pseudococcidae. The transcript has 3 exons. Bases 238 to 996 code for a protein of 252 amino acids.